Molecule: messenger RNA, 2482 nt
Organism: Gossypium arboreum
Lineage: Eukaryota; Viridiplantae; Streptophyta; Magnoliopsida; Malvales; Malvaceae
Product: heat shock protein 83
Exons: 4
Coding region: 206-2317 (703 amino acids)
Biological process (GO): protein folding; protein stabilization; cellular response to heat
Cellular component (GO): cytosol; plasma membrane; protein-containing complex
Molecular function (GO): ATP hydrolysis activity; ATP binding; ATP-dependent protein folding chaperone
Source: RefSeq, a predicted model, not a curated record
UUUCCCUCGCUAAAAUAAUAUACGCUGAGAAGAAGGGACUAGAAGAACUUCAUUCAAUAUAUAAAUACCUUCAAAUUCUUUUCUCUGAAAUCAGAUCAGUUCUCUGUUAUACAAAGCAAAGUAUAAUACCCCUAGCUUCCUUUGCUCACCUUUCUUUUUCAAAUUUGCUUUGUUUUUCUGUUCUGUUUGGUUGUGUACGAGGGAAAUGGCGGACGUGCAGAUGGCUGACGCAGAGACCUUUGCCUUUCAGGCUGAGAUCAAUCAGCUUUUGAGUUUGAUCAUCAAUACUUUUUACAGUAACAAGGAGAUUUUCCUUCGUGAGAUUAUCAGCAAUGCCUCUGACGCAUUGGAUAAAAUUCGAUUCGAAAGCUUGACUGAUAAGAGCAAACUAGAUGCUCAACCUGAGCUUUUCAUUAGGCUUGUACCAGACAAGGUUAACAAGACCCUCUCCAUCAUCGACAGUGGUAUUGGGAUGACUAAAGCAGAUUUGGUGAAUAACUUGGGUACAAUUGCAAGGUCUGGUACCAAGGAGUUCAUGGAAGCAUUGCAAGCUGGAGCUGAUGUUAGUAUGAUUGGACAAUUCGGUGUUGGUUUCUACUCUGCUUACCUAGUUGCUGAGAAAGUCAUUGUGACCACCAAGCACAAUGAUGACGAGCAGUACAUUUGGGAGUCUCAAGCUGGUGGCUCUUUCACGGUCACCAGGGAUGUUAAUGGAGAGCAACUCGGUAGGGGUACUAAAAUUACUCUUUUCCUUAAGGAGGAUCAGCUUGAGUACCUGGAGGAAAGGAGGAUUAAGGACCUUGUGAAGAAGCACUCUGAAUUCAUUAGCUAUCCGAUAUACCUCUGGACCGAGAAGACAACCGAGAAAGAAAUUAGUGACGAUGAGGAAGAUGAACCCAAGAAAGAUGAGGAAGGAAAUGUCGAGGAUGUUGAAGAGGAUGAGUCGAAAUCGAAGAAGAAGAAGAAGAUCAAGGAAGUUUCUCAUGAAUGGCAGCUCAUCAACAAGCAGAAACCGAUCUGGUUGCGAAAACCUGAGGAGAUCAGUAAAGAGGAGUAUGCCUCUUUCUACAAGAGCUUGACUAAUGAUUGGGAGGAUCAUCUUGCUGUCAAGCAUUUCUCUGUUGAAGGUCAGCUCGAGUUUAAGGCGAUCCUGUUUGUACCGAAGAGGGCUCCAUUCGAUCUCUUUGACACGAGGAAGAAGAUGAACAACAUCAAGCUAUAUGUUAGGAGGGUGUUCAUUAUGGACAAUUGUGAGGAGCUAAUCCCUGAAUACCUUGGGUUCGUGAAAGGUGUCGUGGAUUCCGAUGACUUGCCGCUUAACAUCUCUCGUGAGAUGCUACAACAGAACAAGAUUUUGAAGGUGAUUAGGAAAAAUUUGGUGAAGAAAUGUAUUGAGAUGUUCAACGAGAUUGCUGAGAACAAGGAGGACUACAACAAAUUUUACGAUGCUUUUUCGAAGAACCUAAAGUUGGGUAUUCACGAAGACAGCCAAAACAGGGCCAAGUUGGCUGAUUUGCUUCGAUACUACUCGACGAAGAGCGGUGACGAGUUGACGAGCUUGAAAGACUAUGUCACCAGAAUGAAGGAGGGCCAGAAGGAUAUUUAUUACAUCACUGGUGAAAGUAAGAAGGCCGUUGAGAACUCUCCGUUCUUGGAGAAACUGAAAAAGAGGGGAUAUGAAGUUCUUUUCAUGGUGGAUGCCAUUGAUGAGUAUGCGGUCGGACAGUUGAAGGAAUACGACGGCAAGAAGCUUGUCUCUGCCACAAAGGAAGGUUUAAAGCUCGAGGACGAGACGGAGGAGGAGAAAAAGAAAAAGGAGGAAAAAAAGAAGUCUUUUGAAGAUCUCUGCAAGACAAUCAAAGAUAUCUUAGGUGACAAAGUGGAGAAAGUUGUUGUCUCCGACAGGAUUGUAGACUCACCUUGCUGUCUGGUCACCGGAGAGUACGGAUGGACUGCUAACAUGGAAAGGAUCAUGAAAGCGCAAGCUUUGAGAGAUAAUAGCAUGAGUUCUUACAUGUCCAGCAAGAAAACAAUGGAGAUUAAUCCCGAUAAUGGAAUAAUGGAAGAGCUAAGGAAGAGAGCUGAAGCCGAUAAGAAUGAUAAGUCCGUUAAGGAUCUCGUACUGUUGCUGUUCGAGACUGCUCUAUUGACCUCUGGGUUCAGCUUGGAUGAUCCGAACACAUUCGCAGGUAGAAUCCAUAGAAUGCUGAAGCUGGGUCUGAGUAUUGAUGAUGACGAGACCGGUGGUGAUGAUGCGGACAUGCCUACUCUUGAGGAAGAUGAAGCUGAGGGAAGCAAGAUGGAAGAGGUGGAUUAAAAAAAUCAUAAUUAAUUUCACUUUUCUGCUUUCUGAUGAUUUCAUGGUUUUGGUUUUUGUCAAAAAAUGGAGUCCUACAGGGAGUUGUCUGUGUGUUUUCUCUCGUCUCUUUUUUCUUUUUCUUGCUGUCCAAAUGUUAUUAAUGAUCUAAAAUAUUAAGCAAAA